AUGCAUUUCUCUACCUCUACCGCCGCUCUUCUUACCCUCUUGGGUUCCGCUGCUGCGCAGAAUGUCCACGUCGUUUCAGUGGGCUCUCCCAACGGCACUCUUAUUUUCAGCCCGGACAACAUUAAGGCGGAUGUUGGUGAUAUGAUUCAGUUCCAGUUCCGAGGUGGCAAUCACAGUGUAGCGCAGUCCAACUUCGAUAACCCCUGCACACCUAUUUCCGACCACACCAACCAGACCGGCAUUUUCUCUGGCUACCAACCUGUGGCUGCCAGCAAAGCCAUGGGCAUGAUCCCCACAUACACUGUCAAGGUCUCAGCCAAGACGCCCCUGUGGUUUUACUGCUCUCAGGGCAAGCACUGCCAAAACGGAAUGGUUAUGGUAGUCAACGAGAACACUUCGGCAAAUGCCACACGAAGUCUGUCAAACUUCAAGGAUAUUGCUAAGGGAGCUGCCGCCAAUAUUGCCCCCUCAACAACUACUGGUGGUUCCGCUGGCAAUGGUACCUCUUCUGGCGGUUCGGAAUCUGGUUCAGGCUCAGGCUCAGGAUCCGAUUCAGGAUCUGGCUCCGGUUCCGGUACCGACUCUGGAUCCGGUACUGGCUCUGGUUCAGACUCUGGCUCUGGAUCUGGUACAGAUUCCACAGCUACAGAAUCCUCAGCUCCUGUAGCAUCGGCUACCUCCAGCACCUCUGCAAUCCCGACCGCUGCCGCAAACAUCGUUGGUGCUUCCAGCUCAAUGGGUCUCCUUGGUCUGGUUGCUGCCCUAUUUAUGCUAUGA
Molecule: messenger RNA, 777 nt
Organism: Daldinia childiae
Lineage: Eukaryota; Fungi; Ascomycota; Sordariomycetes; Xylariales; Hypoxylaceae
Product: putative extracellular serine-rich protein
Exons: 2
Coding region: 1-777 (258 amino acids)
Source: RefSeq, a predicted model, not a curated record